AUGGCGGAUGAUGGAGAGUCAUUGGAGUCUUGGCUCAACAAAGCCACCAAUCCCUCCAACAGACAGGAAGACUGGGAGUACAUCAUGGGUUUCUGUGAUCAAAUUAAUAAAGAGCUUGAAGGCCAUCAAAUAUCCGUCAGGCUGCUGGCGCACAAGAUUCAGUCCCCUCAGGAGUGGGAGGCAUUGCAAGCAUUAACGGUUCUUGAGGCGUGUAUGAAAAACUGUGGCCGACGGUUUCACAAUGAAGUUGGAAAAUUUAAGUUUUUAAACGAGUUGAUAAAAGUGGUCUCACCUAAAGAAUUGUACAGCGACUGUGAUAAGCUCAGACAAACGGUAUUUAAACUGGCCACCGAGACGGAGGAUAAUGACAGCAACUUGGGAGAGAUCCUGCAGGCCAACGAUGACCUCUCCACUGCAAUGAACUCCUAUAAGAAGAUUGUUGAAGGCCAGACUGUCAGCGGAGACCCUGAAGUUGGACAAGGCUCUGGAAGCACAAACGACUCAGAGAUUCUCAUCGACCUGGUGGGUCUUGACGGGAAGACUCCCUCUCAGCCUGAACCUGAACCUCAAGCCUCUUCUCUGGGUUUUUCGGGCGAUUUGCUUUGCGGAACGGCGCCCGCCGAGCUUCGUUCUAAGAGUGCCGCUCCGCCUUCUGCAGCCCUCUCCCUGCUGGAUGAAGAGCUGCUAUCCUUAGGCCUGAAUGAUCCUGGUCCUGUAGUUAAUGAAUCAAGCACCUCCAAUCAGAGCAAUCAUUUACCACCUCAACAGGAGUCCAGUCAACCUUUGGACCUUUUUGACUCCAGUUUGCCCGCCUUUAAUGCACUGUCGACACCUUCGCUCUUUCAACCAGCCCUCUCUGCGACGCUGACCUCAGUGACUCCCACCAGAGUGGCUGCCGCUUCCUCUGCCUCAAACUUCCCCAGCGCUGCCUUUUCAACACUUUCCGCUGGUGCAGCUUCUGAUUUUCCAGCGUCGGCUUCGUUCCCACAGCCACCGGGCUCGGCUCUGAGCGGCGCGGCGCCUGCAGGUCCUUCGCCGUCACGCUGCAUGACCGCGCCGGCUCUCUCCACCGGCCUUCAGCACGUCUUCCAGCCUGGUCCAUCAUCUCUCAGUAACAAUUUACAAGACCUGGCCAUGCUGGAUCUGGGCAGUAAUGAUAUUCACAGUGGCAGCUCCACUUCAGCGAUGACGGCCGGGAUGCCAGGAUGGUCGACUCCUCCGACUCUCCGGAGCCUCUCUGACGACAGCCCCCUGCUCCGCUCCAUGUCCCCUAUUCAGCCCCUGAGCCAGACCAGUCCAAGCAAAGGAGACGAGGCGUCCCUGGCUGCUGUUUUCGUUCCGCUGGAGGCCAUCAAACCAAGUGAGUUUAUGAAAAGAUCUUAA
Molecule: messenger RNA, 1383 nt
Organism: Cyprinodon variegatus (sheepshead minnow)
Lineage: Eukaryota; Metazoa; Chordata; Actinopteri; Cyprinodontiformes; Cyprinodontidae
Product: ADP-ribosylation factor-binding protein GGA3-like
Exons: 10
Coding region: 1-1383 (460 amino acids)
Biological process (GO): intracellular protein transport
Cellular component (GO): trans-Golgi network
Molecular function (GO): phosphatidylinositol binding; ubiquitin binding; small GTPase binding
Source: RefSeq, a predicted model, not a curated record